UACAGUAUUUCUGACCUGUGUUGAAUGUGUUUACAUAAUCUGUACCCAUUUCUCCAUGUCUCUUUCCUGACAUUUAAUUAUCUGAUUAAAGGUUUUCUCCCUCCCUCCCCCAGUGGCCGGGUGCACCCGUUGCUCGGGCGUUUCAGUGAGCUGGGAGCCCUGCUGUCUAGACUGAGGUUGCAGUCAGGUAGUGUGGAUGCUGUUCUUCUGGAUGCUGGCUGCUCCUCCAUGCAGAUGGACUGUCCCGAGAGAGGCUUCUCCCUCAGUAAGGAUGGCCCUCUGGACAUGAGGAUGGAUGCAGAAAGGUACCCCGACAUGCCCUGCGCCGCUGACGUUGUGAACGCCUUAGAUCAACAGGCUCUUGCGUCCAUCCUCACUGCCUAUGGGGAGGAGAGGCACGCCAGGAAAAUAGCCUCGGCMAUGGUGGAGGCACGCAGUGUCUACCCCAUCACCCGGACACAGCAGCUGGCCAGCGUGGUGGCAGGAUCUUUGCCAGCAAGCGCUCUCUAUGCCCGCAAAGAUCGGCUUCAGCGGCCCUCACACGUUGCCACCAAGACAUUUCAGGCGCUGCGUAUGUUUGUCAAUGAUGAGCUGAAUGAACUGCAUGCUGGACUCUGCACUGCUCAGACAAUGCUUAAACCUGGCGGCCGCCUCUGUGUGCUGACCUUCCAUUCACUAGAGGACCGCUUGGUAAAGCGUUUUCUCCAUGGAGAGGAUGUAGGUGCCCCACCCCGUCGGAGUCUCCGUCAGAGAGUCCAGCGAUGGGAGGAAGAGGAGGAAGAAGAGAAGGAUGGGGAAAAGGACAGUGGUCACUGGGUUGACCUCCAGAGAGGGGUGCUGAUGCCACAGGCAGAAGAUGUACUGGAGAAUCCACGGGGACGCUCAGCCAAACUCAGGGCAGCAUUCAAACAAUAACCCUCUGGAACUUGGCCUCCACCUGCACCAAUUAAAUCUUCCUUGUUUUUUAACUAGACUACAGAACCACCAGGCUGGUCUUCGUCAGACACGAGCAUACUGAUCAUAUCCAGGCACUGGUGUCGGUCGGGUGACAUACAGAACAAGUGCCUUGUUAAUGGUGGAACUCUGAGGCUGACUGGUAUUUAACUGCCAUGCACUAAUAGUCAACAAUCCAUGUAGGCAUGUGCUCUUUAGUUCGUAGUAUACUGUGUGUUGGCACUGAGUAUUUAUUUCAUUUAGUUUAAGUGACUUGUGUACACUACUUGAAGUAUAGGAAACACAAUUGUGCUGAGUUGAAGAUAUCAAAGGUUAAGACAAGGAUUCUAAUAUCCCAUAACUCUUUGCAUAAAUGAGAAAGAAUUAGAAAACAAAGGGGCCAGCUAUGCUAGUUAGCAACGACGCUGGUCCCAUGAAUCUGUUUAUUUUUCGAAAUAUUCUAAUCUGGGUAUCUUCAACCUUGGCUGAAGCCGGGUUUGUUCAACCUAGGCUGAAGCCGGAGAUAUGGAAGACAAAAAGUCUCUCUCUCACUCACUCACUCAAUUUGUACUGCAUUACUUUAUGGCUGAGCUGACACAGUUGCAUACAGUAACAGUUCUGUUUUGAAUUCUGAGUUUCCUCAGUUCUCCCCGUUGGCUGAACCCAUAAUGUCUUUGCUCUUUUGACUAAUUAAUUAAUCAGAACAAUGUUGCCUCCAACCGACUGAUGAGUAUCCAGAUCAACGGAUGUAGGCACUAACCUCCCUCACUGA
Salvelinus sp. IW2-2015 is the source of this 1705-nucleotide messenger RNA. RefSeq names its product methyltransferase 15, mitochondrial 12S rRNA N4-cytidine (gene mettl15). The record is from RefSeq and is a predicted model, not a curated record. Gene Ontology annotation, biological process: rRNA base methylation. Gene Ontology annotation, molecular function: rRNA (cytosine-N4-)-methyltransferase activity. NCBI's taxonomy places the organism in Eukaryota, Metazoa, Chordata, Actinopteri, Salmoniformes, Salmonidae.